Molecule: messenger RNA, 615 nt
Organism: Penicillium macrosclerotiorum
Lineage: Eukaryota; Fungi; Ascomycota; Eurotiomycetes; Eurotiales; Aspergillaceae
Exons: 1
Coding region: 1-615 (204 amino acids)
Source: RefSeq, a predicted model, not a curated record
AUGUUGGAGUACACAGCAAAGCUACCAACCUCAUCGACUCGAUACAAUAUAUCGGGUGGAAAUUGGAAUAGUGAAUACCAAGUCACCUCCGAUGGUGCCGUCAUCUACCACGUGAAAAAUUCUAGUCCCAGCCAAGAUAAACCCGACCUCACUUUCUAUUCCGGAGCGAGUACCGACGGUUCGGUCGCGGGGUCAGGCAAAUUCGUUCGUUUCUCGUCGAAUAUCCAACUCAGUCUCGCCGAUCCCAGUCAACCCAGUACGACCACGUCGGUCUGCCUGAACAAGAAAGGCAUCAUAUCCACUCGCUAUACCCUUCAGAUGACGAUUGAAGGCCAGGCGAGAAGUCUCGCUUGGAAAAACACGGAAAUGAAUGAUAGCUUUGGCCCUAGCGCGAGUCAUAAGCUGGUCGACGAAGCAAACGAAGUCCUCGCAGUCUUCUCGCCGGGCGGUGGCCGUGUCCAAAAAGAUGGGGUUUUGGAAGUCUUUGUGGACUAUGGCACGCAAUUUGACCUGAUGGCUCUCAUCGGGGCCCUGGCUUUGCGCGAGAAGUCAAGGAAGACGAAUUUUGGCCCCAUCGAUGUCGCCAGUUCUCCGGCCAGCACGACGGGUUACUGA